Molecule: messenger RNA, 891 nt
Organism: Physcomitrium patens
Lineage: Eukaryota; Viridiplantae; Streptophyta; Bryopsida; Funariales; Funariaceae
Source: RefSeq, a predicted model, not a curated record
UUGUAUUGUGCAAUUUUAUUCAAGUUUCAUCAAAAUAUAUCUUUUAUUUUCGGCGAUGCCAAAGAGGACUCAUCCACAGAUGAUAACUGCGUGACCAGUUGCUCUCUCCCCCUUCAGGAACCAGCUUUCGCAACUUGGGGGGGCGCUCCACUUCGGGGUGGCGGAGGCUCAAGGACCAUGACCCGCGAUGAGAAGGCGCGGUGGGAAAACCCGUGACGUCGUCGUCGUCGCUGUCGUCGGCGCCUCGUCCCUGGGUAGCUGCCUUGUGGAUUUCUUCGGCCUCGCGGUGUGCGAAACAGCGCCGUGCACACAAAGGUCCAACAGCGGCAUUUUGGAUGGUGGCAUGGUGAUGGAAGUUGCAAUUGGCUGGGAAGCGGCUGGAAGGAAGGGGAGGGCGAGAUGGGAAGGGCGGAUGAAGGUGCGGGGAUGAAAGUGUGUCCGUCACCACUCCUGACACCAUUACGAAGAAGAUUAACCACUCUGGCCCCGGAUGCAGCAACGGCAGCGUCAAGGAGCAAUGCCAUUCUCUUCCCGUCGCUUGUCCGUCUGUGCGGUUUCGAAGCUUCACACAUUUCUCGGCGCUUGACCACGCCAACUGAUUGCCUCCUCCAUCUGCAAUCGGGGGCGACGCCUGAGAAACAGAUAGCGAGCGCGAGAGCGAGGGCGCCACAGAUAGCGAGUGUCCACGCGCGCUGUGGAUUGGACGAGGGUUCGGCCGCGUCUUCGCUGCGAGGCAGUGAUGGCGGAGUGAGAGUGGGAAGGGCAGCAGGAAGGAGAGCUGGGCAGGGUGAUGAGGCGCGGGAGGGAGGGGAAACGGAAGGAGAUGGUGGUGCGAGGGGUUAGGGUUCGGGAGUUAGGGUUAGGGGUUGACGGGCUGCAGUGCGGGGUCGA